AUGGCCGUGAGCGAUAUGCAUUUCGAGCGGCGCGGCGGGGUCGUGCAGCUGCGCAUUCGCGAGGCCCCCCCCGAAGCGUGGGGGACGGUGCGCCCCAACGCUGUCUUUCAAAAGGGAGCCACAUAUCGAGCUAUUUCAAAACGGCGCUCCGGGAUUGCUGUAAAGGAGAAAAUGGUUCCGGUUUUAGCGAAAAAGCUGUCCACUGUGGCAGAAGAGGGAGAAGCGCCGGAACAUACUGUCGAAGAAGACGGUUUGGUCGACGAAGCAGUUCGUCAACUGGCCGACGCUUUGACAUGA
Klebsormidium nitens is the source of this 297-nucleotide messenger RNA. NCBI's taxonomy places the organism in Eukaryota, Viridiplantae, Streptophyta, Klebsormidiophyceae, Klebsormidiales, Klebsormidiaceae. The record is from the annotation of a GenBank genome assembly.